ACAGAUUGUCAAAUAUUUCGCGACUGCCUUCUAAGUUGCACGAGCGUUUUCUUCAGUUAGUUUAAUUUCUAGAAUUUUCUCAAAUUUGAUAGAAACUAUAUUUUGAUCUCUCGUAAUUAUACCAGUUCACCGAUCUUAGCAAGUGUCUCUGUACAGUAUUAAAUUCCAAUUUACAAUGGCAAAAUGGGGUGAGGGAGAUCCUAGAUGGAUUGUAGAAGAGCGACCAGAUGCUACAAAUGUAAACAAUUGGCAUUGGACGGAGAAAAAUGCAAGUCCGUGGUCUCAAGAACGGAUCAAAGAAUUGUUUAACAAUCUUUCAGUUAAGAGUGAUUUAGCCAACCUAGAAAUUAACGGAGUAGAAAAAUGUGAAGGGGAAGCCUGUGCGAAUAAUAGAAAAGGUAAAUUAAUAUUUUUCUAUGAAUGGGACAUAAUUUUAAACUGGAGCGGAAUACUGAAUGGCGGAACUGAUCUUAAACAUAGUGGUACCAUAAAAAUACCUAAUUUGUCUGAAGAAAAUGACAUGUCUGAUCUAGAUAUACAAAUAACACUAAAAGAUCCUGAUGAAGAAGGUCAGAUAUUAAAAGACAUUAUGUACAAAGAAGGCAGGAAUAUAGUACGUGAACAACUCAGUAAAUAUGUGACCAGUUUAAAACAAGAGUUCUCGAAAGGUAUGAUCCUACCGAAAAAAGAUGAAGUUAAACCGGACACCAUUAAGACAUUAGCUAGUGGUUUCAAUAAGAAAAUAAAUAUGACACCUGUUGUUAGUGAAAACAAACAGGUCGGUUUAAAAAUCGACACAACUACGAUAACGCAAGAACACAAGUUUCAAUGUACGGCAGAGGAGUUUUACAAUGCCAUGACAAGGAUUGAAUUGGUAACAGCUUUUACAAGAGGUCACGUGAAAUUAGAUCCCGUAAAAGGGGGUAUAUUUGAACUAUUUGGUGGGAAUAUUUCUGGAAAAUUCCAGGAAUUAAUACCUAACGAGAAAAUCGUUCAGCUAUGGAGGUAUAAACAGUGGCCUGAAGGUCAUUAUUCCACUGUAACUCUGCAGAUUAAUCAAAAGAGUGAUCAUACUGAAGUAAAGCUGCAACAGACAGGCGUACCUAAAGGUGAAGCCGACGUUACUAGGGUAAAUUGGGACAGGUACUACUGGGACGCGAUUAAACAAGCUUUUGGAUUUGGUGCCUUUCUCGGAGCUAUUUGAAUAGUUUAGCUAAUUUAAUAAUAUUUUAAGUAUGAAUAAAAUGUUCUACUCUGGUACGAUGUCUACAAUUUUCAGAUUAAUUCUAUAAUCUGUAAACUAAAGGCCUUCCUACACUUCGGUUAUUUUGCUCUGUUCUAACCGCGCGGGUAGAAAGUACGGGCAAAGCAACCUCUACACAUUGUCGCAUUUUGAACAGUAGACAUAGACAAGAACGAUGGACUCGAGAAAGAACUUGCUAGCAAUGGCGGUACUAGUUAUAAAAAAGAACCCUAACCCCCUUAAUAUAUAAACCCUUACUAAAUUUUAAUUUUGACAUUGAUCGCUGUCCGUCAAUAAAAUUGUAACCCCAAAUCAAAUGACAGUGACAAUUACUAAAAGGAAUAUACAGUAAUUUAUGAAAUGACGUAAUGACGUCACUAAUCUUUUUUUAUCUCGUUAGCAAGUGAUUGCGAGAGUUCGACAAUGUAUGACGUGACGUUUAACAAUGGCAAUAUUCUAUACAACUCAAUAAAUUCAAUGGUAAAUUAUUCAGUGUUAGUGGUAAUUUACGUCGAACGCGUGUGCGAUAUACAGGGUGAGUCUUAAAUAAGUGCAAAUAUUUUCAGGGCUGGUAGAUCUCGGUAAAAGAAACAUAUUUCCUUUUUACCGUUUUCAAGUUUUUUACCGUUUUACCUAAAAUCAAAGUCCAAAAUAACAGAGUUAUUUUACUUUGAAAUUUUAAAAAAUAAUUUUUUGCUUAAAUUUUGAGAACCACUGGAUUUUUUCUGGGUUUUCUUUCCUGUAAAUUUAAUGUUCUAGCUACAUAUGUUGCCAUAAAAUCAAGAUAUAUGGUAUUUUUUAACUAAAAAUAAAAAAAAAUCGAAAAAUACCAAAUUUAAAAAAAAAAUUGGUAAAAAAUCUCAUAGACGUGUUUCUAAGGGUCGACAUAUACCACUCCUAAAAAUAUUUACACUUUUGAAAAAAAAAAUAAAACUCACCCUGUAUAAAUAUCUAAGAAGUGCUGGCGCCACUGGCUGGAAUAAAACUGCGCGAGAUUUAUGACCAUAUACGAUCGGGUAGGAAUAAACGGGUCUAACCGUACAGUCAAUAUCUGGUGAAGACAGAUAUUGAACAAACAGGCAAAACUGGACUGAACACACUCAUACACUGACAUAUAACGGUUAAAACCGGGUAAAAUAAUUGAAGUGUAUGGGGGCUUAAACUAAGAUGCCUUUUUAUUUGCUUUCCAUAAGAAAAUAAAUUAUUUUAGUCAUAUUUGUCAUCAUCAAAUGUAAACAGAAGUUUUUAUAUCAAUGAUUAGAACUGUUUUUAUUCGCUGCUUUUUCUAUUUGAUAGAGCUAAAUCUUCUAGUCUGAAACCCAGUAUCAAAAGUCUUUUUAGGUAUAUAAUAAUAUACUGAUUCAUUCUCAUAAUAUAUCAAAUGGUUUUUGUGAAUAAUUCUUCGUCAGUAUAUCUGUGCACAUGGUUCUAAUAAAUUGUCUUAGGUAAAGAA
Molecule: messenger RNA, 2696 nt
Organism: Sitophilus oryzae (rice weevil)
Lineage: Eukaryota; Metazoa; Arthropoda; Insecta; Coleoptera; Curculionidae
Product: activator of 90 kDa heat shock protein ATPase homolog 1
Exons: 5
Coding region: 176-1204 (342 amino acids)
Biological process (GO): positive regulation of ATP-dependent activity; protein folding
Cellular component (GO): cytosol
Molecular function (GO): protein-folding chaperone binding; ATPase activator activity
Source: RefSeq, a predicted model, not a curated record